Molecule: messenger RNA, 1941 nt
Organism: Eucalyptus grandis
Lineage: Eukaryota; Viridiplantae; Streptophyta; Magnoliopsida; Myrtales; Myrtaceae
Product: rust resistance kinase Lr10-like
Exons: 2
Coding region: 1-1845 (614 amino acids)
Biological process (GO): protein phosphorylation
Molecular function (GO): ATP binding; polysaccharide binding; protein kinase activity
Source: RefSeq, a predicted model, not a curated record
AUGAGUUGCGGUGCGAAGAAUAAUUACUUGUGCACUGCUUCAUCUUGCGGCGAUGUUCGUGACAUACAGUAUCCUUUUCGAUUGAAAGGUGACCUAAAAGGUUGCGGCCGCUCUAAGUAUGAGCUAGCUUGUGAAAAUAAUCGCACUGUUCUAUAUUUGUAUGCCGGUCGAUAUUAUGUGAAGUCGAUUUACUAUGACAAUAAUUCCAGAGGUUAUUAUUCCAGAGGUUAUUUCUCUGGUAAUAUCAUGGUGGUUGAUGAUGGACUGCAAAAAAGUAAUUGCUCAUCCCUCCCUCGUUACUCAUUGGCGAGCUCCAACUUGAGUGAUCGGGAUCCAUACUCUCAAUAUGCUUCAUCCUCUGCGGUGGUCUUCAUGAAGUGCUCACAACCCGUUGCUUCUACUUCGUAUAUCUAUACUGAACCAUGUAUUGAGGGAGCAUACCCUUCCAAUACGCCCCCUAAUAUUUCCCAAAUGAAGGUGUACUCAUAUGCUAUGUCUGGGUUGAGUCUCCAAGUAGGGGACAUCAAGGAUUCUUGCAGCAUAACCAUGAUGACUUUCUUAUCGGAUGCUGACCCGACGUGGGAAAUGGAUGGGUAUAAUCGUGUGAGCCCAACGUAUCGUGUGAGCUCGUAUAAGGAUCUCCACAACAGGAUGGCUGAAGGAUUCGCUCUCCAUUAUUCUCGACGUUCUUGUCCAUUUCCUAGCAGCAAAAUUCAUACUCGGAGCUCCAUGUGUGUUGAUAUUUCUAAUCUUGAAGCGACCGAUGCAAACAUCGAAGAAUUCCUACAAGCUCACAAUAACUUUUUGCCCAUAAGGUACUCUUACUCGGAUAUCAAGAGGAUCACAAAAAAUUUCAAAUGCAAGUUAGGUGAGGGGGGAUAUGGUUCCGUAUACAGAGGAAUACUUAGAAGUGGCAAUGAAGUUGCGGUUAAGAUUUUGAACAAAUCAAAAUCUAAGGGCCAAGAUUUUAUAAGCGAAGUGGCCUCAAUUGGAAGGAUCCACUAUGUUAAUGUGGUGCAACUUGUUGGUUUUUGCUUUGAAUACUCCAAACAAGCUCUUGUCUAUGAUUUCAUGCCGAACGGAUCUUUGGAUAAACACAUUUCCUAUAAGGAUGGUGAUGAUCCUCUUGAUUAUAAGAAAAUGUAUGAGAUCUCUCUUGGCAUAGCUAGAGGGAUAGAGUAUCUACAUCGGGGAUGUGAUAUGCAAAUUCUACAUUUUGACAUCAAGCCUCACAACAUUCUCUUAGACCGAAGUUUCAUUCCGAAAGUUUCUGACUUUGGACUUGCAAGACUUUAUCCCACCGAUCGUAGUAUAGUAUCGCUGACUGCAGCAAGAGGAACCUUGGGUUAUAUGGCUCCCGAGCUAUUCUAUAAAGACAUUGGUGGUAUUUCUUACAAAGCCGAUGUUUAUAGUUUUGGGAUGUUAUUAAUGGAAAUGGCUGGUAGAAGGAGAAAUAUAAAUGCACAUGCAGAGCGUUCGAGUCAAAUUUACUUUCCUUUGUGGGUUUAUGAUCAACUCGGCAAAGAAAAGGAACUUGAAAGGGUAGAUGUCAUAGAAGGGGAAAGAGAAACAACGAGGAAGAUGAUAAUCGUUGCACUGUGGUGUAUACAAUUGAGCCCUAAUGAUCAGCCGUCGAUGAGGAAAGUCCUAGAUAUGCUUGAAGGAGAUAUGGAUAAACUGCAAUUGCCUCCAAAACCACUUUUGUAUCCGAGAGAGGCACCCGUUGAUGAUGUUGACACUGAGAUAGAACCGGAAACAAUCUCAUCUUCGUCAAGUACUCCGAUAGUUUCGAGCAGUUCCCAAUUUUACCAUGACCAUGAGUUUAUGAAAUCAUGUAUUGUGUGAUUGUUCCCCGAUAAUGAGAUGCAAAAAUUAUAAAUAGUACUAUCAACAUGUAUCAUCAUUCAAAAUGUAAUCUGUGAAGCUUUUAUAUGUUUUUCA